Hymenoscyphus albidus is the source of this 1804-nucleotide messenger RNA. The record is from the annotation of a GenBank genome assembly. Lineage: Eukaryota; Fungi; Ascomycota; Leotiomycetes; Helotiales; Helotiaceae.
AUGUGUCAUCAGAACAUUGUUCAGGCCACGGACUGUGGCCACACGAUCACUAAAUUGUCUAUGUGCCAUGCCAAGCAGCGAAACGCUAGAAAGCCAGGGUUCUUCAAGAAAUUGUUUGGAUCCAAGCCUAGUCAGCGAAAGACCUGCCCUCCAGAAGAAACGACGACGCGCAUUUUCGCUAGUCAGGAUCGAGUUUGCGACCAGUGCCGGGCUAUUCCGGUGGAAGAGCUCGCCCAGGUCAUCCGGAACCACGCACACGAGAAGAGGGGUUUGAAGAAGGUGGUCAAUAUGAUCAACUUCCACAACCGCACUCUUGGGCCACUUGAGACGUGGAAGUUCAAGAAUUCAGUGUAUCGUAUAGGGGAUGCAUCCCAUCCCCUAUCGUACAAUGAAGCAAGAGCUCUAUUCUGGUGUCUACGAUGUCGAAGGAACAAUAUUAAUCGUCCAGAGGUUGGUAAGACACGAAGCCCUAUUAAUGGCUUAUGCUGUGACCACUCUGAAACGUUUGAGGAGUUCAAGGAGCUGGUUGCGAAAAAGAGUAUCUCCGGGUACCCAGUUUCGCCACCAGGAUCCCGUCGGUCUUCCUUGCAGAGUUAUCGAUCAGUUCGCACCACAGGUCUCCGGGACCCAAACUCUUCCAGAGCCUAUAUAGCAGGAAGCAGCGUACGACCCCCACCACCAGCCCCAGCGUUUGAUGCCUACCAGCGGGAUAAUGCUCCACAUGCAUUAACCACCAGUGGUGAUUGGGCAAUCGUCACUGACGGAAACUCGCCCUAUCAUUCCAGACAUGAUCAAAGAAUCCGGGAAGCAGGAUCAAGUCGACGACCCGUAGCCCCAGCCCCAGCACCAGAGCCAACCCAACGGGACCCAAUAUUCCGCGGUUCUCUAGUCCCAGAAGUCAGAGGAGCCAGUGGACGACGAGGAGCUGUUUCCCAUUCUAACCCCGCCCAGGCACCAGCACAAGCGGGACCAAGUAAUGGGAAUGCGGGAGGACUGUCCAGACAAGAACGAACCAUCCGUAGUCAAGCACCAAACCCAGGUGGUUCCACGGACGAAAGGCUCCAACACCGGCUCGCUAAAGCGGAGACGCAAUGGAGAAAGAUCCUAAGAGCGCAAAGGAUGGGGCACUCCAUCUCUUACGAGGAGGAGCUUCGACUGUGGAAUGAGAUCUGUGAUCUGAAAACGCAGUUGCAUCUUCCUCAGCGUGCCCGGAACUAAGGCUAGCUGGCUAGCUGCUGCGAGAGGGUCGAAUAUGGUAAGUUGUCCCCAACCCCUAUGAAUGCUGACAAGACAGACAAGACAACUGGCGCUGGACACCAAAUCAACUGGAACAUACAACAAGCCCCCAAGAUUGGAUAAUCGGGGUUCGCAGGAUACGGCGUUAACAGGUCCAAGGAAUCCGGAACGGUAUAUUGAUAUUACGCACUAAAUAAAAUUGGUUAAAAAAACAAAACAAGAAAGAGAAGGAAAAACAAGAAUUACGACUGAAAAAUGAUGGACAUACGUGAGUAAAGGGAGACAAGAUCUUAUGAGGAAUAUUGGCUAACAUUUUGUGAUAUAGGUACAACGAAAUCUACUGGAUACACGAAUUAGCGGCAAAGCAGAGCAGGAAGGAUAGGUAAGAAACUCCUUGAACGAAUUUUGGCUAACAUUUUCAUACAGACAAAUUCAAACUCGAACCCCUGAAUCGGAUACGUUGCUCACACAGGCCUCACAUAGGGAGGUCUUAGACAAUCUCUGGCCAUAUGAACGCGAAUAUUUCUUCCUCGAGUCGAACAGAAGAGAGCUCCGGAAAGGCCGCUGA